Molecule: messenger RNA, 2991 nt
Organism: Orussus abietinus
Lineage: Eukaryota; Metazoa; Arthropoda; Insecta; Hymenoptera; Orussidae
Gene: Atg1
Product: serine/threonine-protein kinase ULK2
Exons: 15
Coding region: 393-2729 (778 amino acids)
Biological process (GO): positive regulation of autophagy; protein autophosphorylation; peptidyl-serine phosphorylation
Cellular component (GO): cytoplasm; autophagosome
Molecular function (GO): ATP binding; protein serine/threonine kinase activity
Source: RefSeq, a predicted model, not a curated record
UGCGCCUAUCCGAGUUGCCCGAAGUGGUCCGAAGUGCCGUUUGACAUUUUUCAGAGAUCGGAGAGGCCAUCGGCGCGUUAGGACACGCAAGAGCUGCGACGCGCUCGCUUAAAAGUGCCAACAGGGAGCGGAAUUCGAGGCGGCGCGAGUCCGGGAGUAGAAGACCCGCGGCCGAGUGUUGUGCAUUGUUGUGCGCGUCCAAGAAUGGAUCGCAAGCUCGCGUUGGCGCCGUGGCUGGACCUCGGCAAGGCUCGCGCGUCCCGAGAGUAACACCAUGUCGGAUGCGAAAAAACGUGCCCUAUCUCGCGGUGACGCGUCUUGCGUUCGAGCUGCUGUUUGUAAACUUCUGCUGUCACCCAUGGAGAGCUCUUGAGACUCCCUGACAAGGGAACAUGGAGGUUGUGGGAGACUACGAGUACAACACGAAGGACCUCAUUGGGCAUGGGGCCUUUGCCGUCGUCUUUAAGGGCAGGCAUCGGAAAAAAGCAAACUUUGUCGUUGCCAUUAAAAGCAUCACCAAGAAGAGUCUGGCCAAGUCGCAGAACUUGCUCGGCAAGGAGAUCAAGAUCUUGAAGGAGCUGACAGAGUUGCAUCAUGAGAAUGUCGUUGCUCUUUUGGAUUGUAAAGAAUCGAAUCUUAAUGUCUUCCUGGUUAUGGAGUAUUGCAACGGAGGGGAUUUGGCUGAUUACUUGGGUGCAAAAGGGACCUUGUCCGAAGAUACGAUCAGAGUAUUUCUUAAGCAGUUGGCAGGUGCAAUGAAAGCGCUGCAUGCCAAGGGUGUCGUUCACAGAGACCUUAAGCCACAGAAUAUUUUAUUAAGUCACACCUGUGGUAAAGCAUGUCCGCAACCCCAUCAGAUUACUCUGAAAAUAGCGGACUUUGGAUUUGCCCGAUUCCUGCAGGAUGGCGUGAUGGCGGCUACUAUGUGUGGCUCCCCAAUGUACAUGGCCCCUGAAGUUAUCAUGUCAUUGCAGUACGAUGCAAAAGCCGAUCUUUGGUCUUUGGGAACGAUCGUGUUUCAAUGUCUGACCGGCAAGGCUCCUUUCCAAGCUCACACCCCUCAGGCCCUCAAAUUAUUUUACGAAAAGAACGCUAAUCUUGGUCCUAAAAUUCCCCCGGGCACGUCUCCAGAAUUAUCGGACCUGCUGAUGGGUCUCUUAAGGCGCAACGCAAGAGACAGGAUGCCUUUCGACGAGUUCUUUGGACACGCUUUCCUUCAGGGACCCAAAGAGAAUCCAAGCGCAGUGCCCACAGAGGUACCUGCUUCCCCCGGAGCUCUGGCAAUACCCGAAGGAGCUGCAGGAGUUGCCAGGUCGGGCCACGAAAUAAGCAGUCCCUGUUCGAGCCCCGAGGAUGACUUUGUCCUCGUUCCCAGUGACCUGAGCAGUGAUACGGAUAACAAUCCUAAUGCGCAACAAGUGAAGUACAGCAAGCAGUAUAGUCGCGAGGCUGCGAGUCCUCCGCGACCUUGUUUCUUGCCAAUCUCGGAACCGAUACCGGUGCCAACGCAGCGGAGCGUCGCUCAGCCUUCGUCCCCUUCGGCUAAUGCAAAGUCGGGAUGCAGCGACGUGCCGCGCUCUCAGCCCAUCAGCAUGAAGCGAAGCGUCGACUCUCACAGGAGCCAUGCUCCCGACAUCGGCUCCCUGAGUCCACCAAGUGUCCAGUUCGUUAUAGGCACCCCACCUGGUAGGAGGUUAAGCGAGACACCUCCACCACCGAAUACUUGGCAAGUAAGCCCCGUAGCAAGGCAUUCUCACACCUCGAGUGGAACCUCACCAUUAAGGCGAUCCACCGGCACGACGAGUGCAUCUUCGCCGUUGCUUACUGGUCCCCUGGCAGUUUUAGGAUCGCCCACUACGAGGGCUCUGCAGGACAACAACAAUACUUUGCGACACUCGCCGGUAAUUCCUUUCGGCACUCGAGCGGUCACACUCCCGGAGAUCUCAGAUGAGGAUACCUACUCAACGUUCAAGUAUGACAAACGUCGAAUAUGCGAGUACGCGAGCGGGUUGAAAACACGACAGGCGGGCAGCUUCCAGAGCCUCUUCCCGGAGGCGACCCUGGGGCUGACGGAGGAUCGCCCGUGGACGUUCAUCGCUCCCGAACUGCCCGAAGAGACGCUGCUCGAGCGGGAGCACAACGAUAUCCUGGCCAAGCUGAACUUCGUCGUGGCGCUUUGCGAGUGCGUCUGCGAAGUGGCCAGAAGUCGGGCCGGGCCUCUUAGUGCUCCUCUUGGAAGCAUCGAACAGGCCAGCAACGCGGCGACGAGGAGAAGGGCCGAACAAGUCAUUCUUCUUGUAAGGGCCUUGCAAUGGCUCAGCUCGGGUUUGAGUCUGGCGACUCAGCAGUUAAAGGCUGGCAGACUACAGCCGACCACUAGCGUUAAAGAUGUGGUCAGUACGAUGAAUGACAAAUUCAGGUCGUGCCUCACGGAAUGCAAGCAGCUCAACAGCGCCGGUCUUCUGAGACAGACCGGCUCGACGGCGGAUAAGAUCCUUUAUAAUCAUGCUAUACAAAUGUGUCAAUCGGCAGCGCUUGACGAGCUCUUCGGCAAUCCCGCGGAGUGUUUCCAGCGAUAUCGAACGGCGCAGAUCCUCCUGCACUCGUUAUCGCAACACGUUAAUCACAGUCAGGACAGGGCGCUUCUGAUCAAAUAUAAGGACGCAGUCGAGAAGCGUUUGUACGUUUUGCAACAACAAGGAUAUAUUUACGCGACGGACCCCACGUAGCGUACAUGCAAUAUAGAUCCAGAAUGCAGCCUCCUACUCGAAUCCACGUUGCAUUCGGUAAUUUUAUCUUAUAGACAUGUAUAAGAUAUCAACAGAACGAGAAGGGUAAGACAGCGAGACGGCUAACGUUAACCUGUUCGGUUGUUUUGUCGAUUUACUAUGAUUCCUGACCUUUGAUUAUAGGUAUGUUGUAACGUAAUCAUGGUCGAUUAACUAACUUUUAUUUCGUAUCGAUUAAAUAAACACGUGUAUACUAACGGAA